AUGGGAAACCAAAUCGACCGCCUCGCUCACCACCGCUACGACGAGGUCCCGCUAAGCGACCCCUCUUACCCGGACAGCGAAAACGGCUCCGCGUGCGUCGACUCCGACACGAACACCGCCUCGUCGCUCGACGUCCGCCAGCUCCACAACGGCGACGAGGAGGAGGAGGUGACGAGCGAGACGCGAGCGCAUGCGGAGGCUUCAUCCCCGGCGCGCGCCUACGACUACGAGGAGCACGUCCUGCGCGAGGAGCUGCACUUCGCCGCCUACUGCGCGGGCGAGUGCAUCUUCCGCAACGCGUCCUCCUCCUCCGCCGCCGCCGCCGCAGCAGCCGCUCCCUCGCCCUUCCUGACGCCCGCGCGUCUCCUCCAGGCCAGCGUGGCCGGAGACCUGCUCGAGUUCACGGCGCCGGGCGGCGGCGGCGGCGGCGGCAGCAGCUGCACGCACUGGGCGGUGAGCACGGGUGACGGUCGCGCCGUCUAUCUGCACCACGCCGAGGUUCGCAACGACCCCGUGGCCGUGCUGAGCGCCGGGCGGAGGGGUCGCGUCGUGAGCGACUGGUACCGCUUCAAGGCGCAGUCGGCCGAGACGGUGGUGCGCAGGGCGCUGGACCAGGUGCUGCUGCAGCAGCAACAGCAGCAGCAGCAGGAGGCGGUGAUGGUGAACGGCGGCGGCGACGAAGAUGAAGGGCGGCAGCAGGCGCACGGCGCGUCGUGGAGGAACUCGGAGUGCUUCGCGGCGUGGUGCAGGUACGGCAAGAGGCAGUUCAAGUCCGGGCUGGAGCUGCGCAUCGGAAAGACCCCGUACCUGCUCAAGACGCACCUGGGCGACGGCGUCGCGACCACGCAGAGCUUCCAGUGUCUCGAGGACCUCAUCGUUGAGAGGUGGCGCCUCGAGAGGAUCGGGCGAAGCGCGCUCCUCCUUGACUCGGGGUUCGCCCAAACGUGCUGCGGGCUGUAGCAAGAUUCAGGUGUGGUCACGUGGAGGGGUCACCUGAAGGGGUCACUUGGUGUGGUCACCUGGAGGGGGUCACCUGGAGGGGUAACGUGGUGUGGUCA
This is a messenger RNA of Lethenteron reissneri (Far Eastern brook lamprey), 1058 nucleotides long. Its product is annotated as protein LRATD2-like. Lineage: Eukaryota; Metazoa; Chordata; Hyperoartia; Petromyzontiformes; Petromyzontidae. The record is from RefSeq and is a predicted model, not a curated record.